UACCAGUAUUUUCAAAAUUGUUUCAAUUUAUUUUUUCCUAUCCAAUUAACUUUAUUUAUAGUCUGCUUUAGUUUUUCACAGUGUUCUCCCAGUAUACCGUAUUUUAAACCUUCUGCGAGCGAGAGAGUAGGAGUAGGGAGAGAGCGAGCUUUUGUCAACAGUGGGCCACAUAACAGUGGGGCAUGGGGAGUUCGAUAAACCGUGUGAUUGGAGCCCGAUUCGCCCCACUGUGUCACCAUGGGCUUGCAGUUUUCGCACGCGAGCUUUGAUUACUUUCUUGCGAACGGGGCUUUUGCGCAAGUACACAAACAAAGCCAGCUGUUCAGUUCGGGGGGCCAAACAGUGGGGCGUGUGUGCGUUUGUGGGACCAUUAAAUCUCUCGGCGCUGCAAGUUCCCAAAGAUUGCUCCUCGACGAAGGUCAGUUCACGCGGAAGCUCGAACUUCGUCGGAUGGCGAGUACGGAUUAUUCUCGGACUGGCUAGGCGCAGCAGGAGGGGUUAGAAAAGGAGGAACAAGGAGCGAGGAGCAGAGGUCGUCACCCGGAUACAGACAAAACUUUUCCGAGUGCCCCAGUCGCCAGUCCCGUGUAGUCUGUAGUAGCACCCAUACCCAGCAUCCAUCCAAUCCCGAAAAACGUGCAAAAAUAUUUGUUGUGAAAAUAUCAACUCCACCGUAACACGCACAGAUGCUUUCGAGCCACCGCGAUUUGGGAUGUGGCUCCGUGGAUUUGGCUGCGGUUUUCAAAUCGGCACAAGCAAACUAUCGGCCAUGGCAUGUAUGUAACCCAUAAAGUUGCAUAAUUACAGCACAUGAAUAUGGCUGGCGAACCGAAUUUGGGCGUUGCAGUUGCACAUUGCCAUUGCUGAUGCACUGCCGCAUUUUCGCUGGCCACUUUGUUUGCGGCUGCCGCCAUGGAAACGUGUCGCACCUGUGCGAUUUCCAUGUUUGUGUGCGACUUCGAGAAUGGCAGCAACAACGGCCACUUCCUGGACCUCCAUCAUCCCGAGAUGGUCCAAAUCCGCCAGCAGUUCGUCAACUGGAAUCUGAAGAUCUCUCCCAAUGAUGGGCUGCCCCAAAAGAUCUGCAGCGACUGCUUCACCAAAUUCUGCUCGAUAAACGCAUUCCGAGUGGCCUGCCAGGAGGCUCAGUUGAAGUUGUCCAAUAUCUACGACAAGAUCGAUGCCAGCAGCCUGGAGGAGGAGCACCAAGGGGACUUGAACCAGGCGGAUGAGCAUCGGGGAACAGAAACAACCAAGCCAACAACGACGGUUUCAGCCGAAACACAACCAAACACUGCCAGUGAAACCAUAGAGAUUUUUGUGGAUGCCGUAGACAUCGACGAGGAGGCCGAGGAGCAUCCACAUCCAUCCGGGGAGUCUGCUCCUCCGGAACUGACCAUUAGAUACACCUGCAAGUUCUGCCUGUUGCCGCAGGAGAGCUAUCAGCUGCAGCAGCUUCUGCUGGAGCACAUCAACACCAGCCACGAUCCGGAGCAGCCGUACAAUUGUCCGGAGUGCGAGGCCCGCUUCCAGGAUGCCGCUUCGAGGACCGUGCACCUGAAGAGCAGCCACGUGGAGAAGCAACAUGCCUGCGGGGUGUGCGACAAGAAGUACGGCGAUCGGCACAAUCUACGCCACCACGUGGAGAAGUACCACUCGGAGACGGACUUCGAGUGCGCGCUGUGCGAGAAGCGAUUCUACACCCGCAAGAGCCUCAACUACCACAUGAAGUGGCACAAUCCGGACCGCCAAUUCAAGUGUCGCCACGGCGGCUGCGAGCGGCUCUUCAUCAGCCAGCGACACCUCAUGUGCCACGAGGCCACCCACUCGGGCACCAGCGCCAGGAAGAGCGAGCACUGCGGCUUUUGCGGAAAGACUUUUAUACACCUGAAGACCCUUCGCUGGCACAUUUAUAGACAGCACGGCGGAGAGAAGCCCUACAAGUGUGCCAACUGCACGGAGGUUUUCGCAUCCUACGCGGAGAAGCGAAUCCACAUGCUGGAGCGGCACAGGGAGAAUCUAACUGCCAUCGAGCGGAGCGAGUGCAUGUUGUGCCGCCAGCCCUUUACCAGCGAACAGGAUCUGAUCCAGCACAUGUCCGUGGAGCAUCUGCAACGUCCCGGUGCUCCGGUGAUAGCCAACAACAAGCGGGUGCUGCAGCAGAAGCGGGAACGACAGUACUCCGGACUCUUUCAGUGUGGCAGCUGCACGCAGCGAUUCAACAUGAAGUCGGCGCUGGAGCGGCACGCUGCCGUGCAUUCGGAAAAAGAUCGACCCCAUGCCUGUCCACACUGCUCCAAGAGGUUUAAGCGCGCCCAGGACAUGAAGUGGCACAUCAAGACCCAUGAAAAGGAGAAGCCCAAUGUGUGCGAUGUCUGUGGAAAGGCCUUUGCACUCAAGUAUGUGCUUACUCAGCACCGGUUGAGUCAUGAGGUCUUGGAAAAAAACUUCAAGUGCAACGUUUGCGGUCGAGCCUAUCUGUUUGAGAAGUCAUUGCGGCUGCAUCAGCGGGUUCAUACUGGCAAAACCUACUAUAAAUGCGAUCUCUGUCAAGAGAGAUUCGUCACGCACAUUAAGCUCAAAACUCACAUGCAAAAGACACACGCCGCCUCUCAGCCGCACUCUGCGGACCACCCUCUGGAUGAUCUGAUCAACAUUGUGAUUUCCUAACCAAGUGGAACAGCAAAGAUUUCUGUUAUAGCCAAGCACAAGCACGGAAACCGUAUUGGGAGCGUAAGCGUAGCUCACUGAUCUCAAGCCUACAUAGACCAUACCCUCCAUCCAAUUACUAGACCAUAUGCACACAGCGAAAGUGCUUAGAGCUUUACUUAGAAUACUCCGUAGGCGAAUUUUACUCUAUAUCCCAUAUAUCUCUGGCCAUUUCUUAUCGAACCCCAUAUCUCUUUCUAUCUCUGAUUCAUAUAAAUCUCACAGAACGCCUCUAACAAUCUAACACUCCAAGCAAACAUAUAUCCACUUGACCAUUUAGCGAUAAGCAAUAAGCAAUGAGAACAAAAAAGGUGUUAUACGAGCAAUUUAAGCUUCACGGCAAACUUGUAAUGCUCAAGAAAUGCAUUUAUUUCCAGAUGAAACCGAGAAGUAUUUACAAUAAUUACCGAAAACGUAUAAGAAUAUUUAAAAUAUCAAUAUACUAUGGAUUUUAAUAAAUUUAGUAGCAGAUAUAUUUACCAAAUUCAUGUUCCAAAUAAACAUUCAUUUGACCAAA
Messenger RNA from Drosophila suzukii, 3226 nucleotides. RefSeq names its product zinc finger protein 883. The record is from RefSeq and is a predicted model, not a curated record. NCBI's taxonomy places the organism in Eukaryota, Metazoa, Arthropoda, Insecta, Diptera, Drosophilidae. Gene Ontology annotation, biological process: regulation of transcription by RNA polymerase II. Gene Ontology annotation, molecular function: DNA-binding transcription activator activity, RNA polymerase II-specific; RNA polymerase II cis-regulatory region sequence-specific DNA binding; zinc ion binding. Gene Ontology annotation, cellular component: nucleus.